Messenger RNA from Dreissena polymorpha, 2392 nucleotides. Its product is annotated as phospholipid-transporting ATPase ABCA3-like. The transcript is spliced from 12 exons. The record is from RefSeq and is a predicted model, not a curated record. The coding region runs from base 216 to 2138 and encodes 640 amino acids. Gene Ontology annotation, biological process: lipid transport; transmembrane transport. Lineage: Eukaryota; Metazoa; Mollusca; Bivalvia; Myida; Dreissenidae. Gene Ontology annotation, molecular function: ABC-type transporter activity; ATP hydrolysis activity; lipid carrier activity. Gene Ontology annotation, cellular component: membrane; intracellular membrane-bounded organelle.
UAGCCGGUAGUGAAAUACAUCACAAUGAUUAAUCGCCUGAUAAAGCAUUUAAGUACGCUCAAUAAAAACUGAGGAGGUUGGGUAAGAUAACGUUUGGCAAUAUGAUGGAUUCUUGGUCCACAUAAACCUAUGGAUAAUUGUAUUCGUUGAGUUUGUAUUUGAAACUAAUUUUGUAGAGCGCAUAGACGCCAAAUUUGAACACCCCGCAGCCAGCGAUGUCGAGACAAGGGAGACAUUUCUUGCUGCUGCUCUGGAAGAACUUUCUGCUUCAGAAGCGGAAGGUCAAGACAACGGUCUUCGAAAUCGGACUACCUACGUUCUUCGCUCUCAUCCUCAUUUUCAUCCGCCUCAGGGUGACGGGCGAGAUGGAAGAGAAAAAUGUAUGGAGAGAGUGCAACGGAUGGAAACAACUUUCUUCGACGCUACCGAAAAAUCUGAGUUUUACCCCUGACAACGAAGUCACACGUAAAGUCAUGCAUCACGUUGUUAGUCAGCAAAUAGGAAUCAUCGGUACGCAGGGCUUAAGUUCUGAGGAUGAGAUGGUGCGCUUUUUGAUGUUUGAAAAUGCCACCGUCAACAACACAAGAGAUUAUCUAGCGGGUGUCGUGUUCUCCAACAGUUUCUCUGGAAACGGUUCCAGUUCACCCAAGAAUAUCGUGUAUAAGCUCCGAUUCUCAUCAUCGCCACGCAAUUCUAAGGAGAUUUGGAAAUUUGGACUGAAUCCAUACCGUAUGAACAACAACUGGCAAACCGAUUUCGUUUUCCCGUUGUUCCAACAAGUUGGACCAAGGACCCCUGAUAAGACUUGUGGUGGACCACCAGGUUAUGCGCCGGAAGGCUUUCUUGCUGUACAAAACGCCGUCAACAUGGCCAUCAUAAAGGUCGCAGAGAGAGGAACCUCUCCCAACAUGACUCCUUACGCCGAUAUGUCCCUGAUACGACAUCCUGACCCCGCAUACAACGCCGACAACUUCAUCUUGGUAAUUCAGCAGCAGUUCCCUCUUAUCAUCAUGCUAAGCUUUGUCCUAGUGGCCCUUAACGUCGUAAAAGAUGUGGUGCACGAGAAGGAAAGAAAACUCAAGGAAUCUAUGAAAAUGAUGGGUCUCAACAAUUGGCUUCAUUGGACUGCAUGGUUCGUGAAAUACCUGCUGUUUUUGUGCAUCACUGUGGGGGUCAUGACCCUGCUCCUGUGCGUGGGGACAGCUAAAGGGCCAGUAAUAGGCAAGACGGACCCUUCUGUGGUCUUCGUAUACCUCAUCGUGUACUCCGUUUCCACCAUAUCGUUCUGCUUUGCCGUAAGCGUCUUCUUCAGUAAAGCCAACUCUGGCGCUGCAGCCGGUGGGUUUCUGUUCUUCGUGACAUACAUCCCCUACUUCUUUAUCCAGCCGCGUUAUGCGACCUUUACCUGGGGACAGAAGCUGGUUUCCAGCCUCGUUUCCAACGUCGCCAUGGCGUACGGAGGCCAAAUUAUAGGCAUGUUUGAAGGAACAGGCGAGGGUGUUCAAUGGAGCAACAUUCGAAGAGGGGCGUCUAUAGAUGAUAAUUUCUCGUUGUUCAAUGUCAUAAUGAUGAUGCUGGCGGACGCCGUACUUUACGGAAUGAUUACGUGGUAUGUGGAGGCCGUGUUUCCAGGAGAAUACGGCGUUCCACAGAAAUGGUACUUCCCGUUCACUUGCUCGUAUUGGUGCGGAACGCAUUCAGAUGAGUUUGUGCUCGAAGAUAAGGGAAGAUCAAUUGGGCAGGUACCGGAGUACUUUGAGGCAGACCCAGAGGGCAAAAAGGCAGGAAUAUCGAUCCGCAAUCUCCGAAAGGAAUUUAAAAACGGAGGGAAAAAGAAGGUGGCUGUUUGUGGUAUGACCUUGGACCUGUAUGAAGGUCACAUUACAGCGCUCCUCGGUCACAAUGGAGCCGGAAAGACAACCACUAUGUCUAUGCUGACAGGUUUCAUUCCCACGAGUAGUGGUACAGCCCGUGUGAAUGGGUUCGACAUAAGACAAGAUAUUGCUAACGUUCGCAGCAGCCUGGGCCUGUGUCCACAGCACGACGUUCUAUUUGACAGCCUCACUGUAGAAGAGCAUCUGACAUUCUUUGCCAGGUUGAAGGGCUAUUCCUUGCUACGAUUUGGAAGAGGAAAUUAACCGAAUGCUCCGCACAAUCAAUCUUGAGAACAAACGACACUCUCAGGCGAUGACACUCUCAGGAGGUAUGAAGCGUAAGCUAUCAGUUGCCAUAGCACUGAUUGGAGGAUCGAAGGUUGUUAUCCUAGAUGAACCUUCAUCUGGAAUGGACCCAGAAGCCCGCAGACAACUUUGGAAUAUCCUGCAGCAGAAUAAAGUCGGUCGCACGAUAGUUUUGUCCACGCACUUUAUGGACGAAGCAGAUCACCUUGGCG